Dendronephthya gigantea is the source of this 1100-nucleotide messenger RNA. RefSeq lists its product as uncharacterized. Lineage: Eukaryota; Metazoa; Cnidaria; Anthozoa; Malacalcyonacea; Nephtheidae. The transcript has a single exon. Bases 113 to 901 code for a protein of 262 amino acids. The record is from RefSeq and is a predicted model, not a curated record.
GUUAUUAUAAUUACUAAAGUCGCCAUGCAAUCAUACAAGAAAAUUAUAACAUAAUAUACCCUGUACUGUAUCACAGGUACCAAAGACGGCCGAUCAAUGGAAAGCUGUAUCUAUGCUGUUUAAAGAAAAAUGGAAUUUUGACAACUGCCUUGGUGCCUUAGAUGGGAAGCAUGUUGUCAUAAAACCACCCCCUUCAAGUGGCUCAUAUUACUUCAAUUAUAAACAUACAUUCAGCAUUGUUCUCCUUGCAUUAGUUGAUGCCGAUUAUAAGUUUACAUACAUUGAUAUUGGAACCAAUGGAAGAAUCUCAGAUGGUGGUGUUUUCAGAAAUUCGGCUUUGGCACAAGCAUUACAGUAUGGUGAAUUAAAUCUCCCUGACCCAGCUCCACUGCCAAACAGAACAAUGAAGGUGCCCUAUGUCAUUGUAGCAGAUGAUGCCUUUCCACUUUCCCAAAACAUCAUGAAGCCGUUUGCUCUAAGAAGCCUGACUAAAGAUCAGAGGAUCUUCAAUUAUCGACUUAGUCGUGCUCGCCGUAUUGUAGAAAAUGCUUUCGGAAUCUUGGCAAAUAGGUUCAGAAUAUUCAUGAAACCUAUUGAACUGUCAACACAUAAUGUUGAAAACAUAGUAAUGGCUGCAUGCUCGUUGCAUAAUUUUCUUCGCUCAAAAAGCGAAGGCCAAAAUGUUUACACACCACUUGGCCUAGUUGAUAUUGAAGACCAAGACACACAUGAAAUUUUUCCUGGUCAGUGGAGGUUACAGCCCACCCCAGAGGGUCUAAUUCCACUAGCACACCAAGGUAGCAACAGGUGUACAGAUUCUGCAACAAAAAUCCGACAAGAAUUCUGUGAUUACUUCAACUCGGCAGAUGGUGAAGUACCUUGGCAGUGGAAUAAACUGUAGCAUUGUUAUGAGAUUUACCAGCAGUAUCUAAGAAUAUGUUGUUGGGUUAAUAUUUAUAUUUUGAACAUAGCUAUGUUGGACGUCUGUAUUAUUGCAUGUAACUUCUGCAAAUAUGUAAAUAUUUUAAGUGCAUAAUAUAUGUAAUCCUUUCGGCAAAUACAAUUAACUGAUUUUUCCAUGCUUUGUACUUACAUCUAAA